Bemisia tabaci is the source of this 3524-nucleotide messenger RNA. NCBI's taxonomy places the organism in Eukaryota, Metazoa, Arthropoda, Insecta, Hemiptera, Aleyrodidae. The record is from RefSeq and is a predicted model, not a curated record.
GCAUGCAAUUUGCCCGCUUAUCUUAUGAGUAUGACUCAUUCGCAAUCGCAAAUUCGCUACUUCGCCUACUUCGCACUUGAUUUCUGAAUUUGCUACUUGCUUGCAUCAGAUUGCUCAAGUUCAAGUUCUGGUCUGGAGCAAAACUCUUGGACAGCUAGAAAUCGAUAAUUAAGUAUUACAUCACUAUCUCAUCAAACCAUGGGAAAGAAGAAAGGGAAGAAAAGUGAAAGCGGGCCUGAAGCAGGGCAAGCCGUCAGUGGUCCGUCUGGCCAACCUGAUAAGAAGCCUUUCUCUCUCUCCAGUGCUGGCGAAGGUUCGUCUUCAAGCAUUGCACAUGAAGAGUUGCCUGGAGGCACCUUGCAGAAGAAAGUUUCGGACCUGAGGGUGUCGGAUACCCCGCCCGUAAAAGGCACUGUUUUGCAGAGCCAACCAAAACAUCAACAUCCAAAAAGGACAGGAUUUCAACAAGGACAACAACAUCCGCAAGGACGGAUAGACAUACAGCGUCCUCAAUCCAGUCAGCAACCGUGGAGACAUCAGUCUCGUCAAGAGCCUCAAAGCCAGCAUAGUUCACAAGAAACUCAAGGUGGACAGCCGCCGAGAAAGCAAUUUCAUCAGAAAAAUCAACAGCAAAUCAGGAGUCCGCCUCCCAAUCAGCCUGGUUCCCAUCAUCCUGCCAGUAGCGGUGUGCCUUCUUGGGAAUUCCAGCAGAGUCAGGUACCUCAAACCGCACCUCUAGCUCAAGUCUCCCCUUGGGGUCAACCUUGGAAAAAGAUUGUGGAAAAUCAACAAGCUGGACCGGUUUCUCAAACCGCACCUCAAGCUCAAGUCUCGGCUUGGGCUCAACCUCGAAAAAAUACUGGGAAAAGUCAACAAGCUGGACCGGCUCCUCAAACACCUUCCUCUCAGUCAGGAAAAACUCGAGAAACAAAAGGGGCAAUUCCUAAGCAGGAUGUGAAGGAUAGAACCCAAUCAUUCACUAUACCUGUGAGAGACCCCAAGCAGGAAUUCAAGAAGGGCAAUUUGAAAAUACUUGAUGUCAACCUGUUACCUUUAAAUCUUGAUAAGUUAUGCGAGUGGAUCUUUCAUUAUGACAUUGCAACAGAUCCAGAGCGGCCUAAAAGGUUGCUUAGGGAAGUCGUUGAUAAAUUCAUCCAAAAACACUUCCCUACUUUCAGACCUGCUUUUGAUGGCAAGAAAAAUUUGUACACAUCCAAACCACUACCUUUUCCAGAGAAUAGGAAUGUGCUCGAGGAUACAAUUUCUGUGACUAACCGGGAAAAACUUUUUAAUAAUGUUAUAGAAUUUCGUGUUGCCAUCAAGUUGGCACAGAAGAUCAACACGAGUGAAAUCGAGAAGUUCUUGAACUCGAGAGGAACGCAAAGUAAUGUAGCUUUACCCCAGUCAGCCAUCCAAGCGAUUGAUGUAAUUCUAAGAUCAGCUCCCUUGGCUUCCCUCUCUCUUCCCAUUGUUCCAGUGGGCAGAAACUUUUUCAUUGAAGACAGACCAAGAAUUGUCUCCCUCGGGGGAGGCCUUGAGUUGUGGAAUGGCUUUUACCAGUCGGCAAUAUUGAAUUGGAAACCUUUUUUGAAUAUCGAUGUUGCUCACAAAGGUUUCCCUGAGCCUAAACCCUUAAUUGAACUUUAUCAAGAAGUUUGUGGCAUUCAAAGUCUGGAUCAGACUCCUUAUCCGAUUCAGAAAGAUCGAUUCAGAGGUUUUGUCACAACACUGAAAAUUGACUACUCUUUGCCUAAUAAUUCUUCAUCUAAAAGAACACAUAGAAUCAUUGGCAUCGGAAAAUGCACAAGGGAUCUUAAUAAAUUCAAACCUAAAGGUUGUGACCGUGAGAUCUCGGUGGAUGAGUAUUUCAGAACUUUUAAGAACUACAAAAUUAAAUAUCCAAAUUUACCAACAGUGCAAGUGGACCCAGCGACCGAGAAUAUUUAUCUUCCCAUGGAAUUGUGCUUCUUGAAAAGUGGCCAAGUUUUGCAUCGGAAAUUAGAUGAAAAGCAAACUGCGGUGAUGGUCAGAAAAGCAGCUCAACCUCCAGAGGUGAGGAAGGAGAAAAUAUUGAGAGCUAUCCAAAUGGCAAAGUACAAUCAGAGUCCUGUUGUGAAAGAUUUCGGGAUUGAAGUCAAUGAGACAAUGGCAUCAGUUGACGCAAGAAUCUUGGAGACCCCCUCCGUGGAGUAUGCAAAACCAAAACAAAUUAUACCAAGAUUAGGAGUCUGGAAUGCUGGAGAGUUUUUGAGGUCCCAAGCACUUUCAAAUUGGUUCAUUUUAAACUUGGAUGCCUCUGGCCGAUUUCCAACUAAGCGUAGCCAGUUGGAUAAAUUGUGUGAUGAACUGAUUCGUCAAGGUAGAGCUGUAGGAAUGGUUCUACGAAACCCAGCUGGUAUAGUUGACCUUGACACUGGAGACUUCAGGCUUGUAAAAUCGAAAAUAAUCAAUCUGUUCAAAGAAUGGAAAGAGAAGCAUGCUGAGCUGGUGGUGGUUGUCUUACCCGAUCGAGGUGGUCAAUAUUACAGUAUGGUGAAACAAUGCGCUGAGCUCAACGUGGGAAUUUUAACUCAAUGUCUCAAGUCAUCAACAGUGCAAAAAAGAGUCAAUCCUGCUACCUGCAAAAACAUUUUAUCGAAACUCAAUGCCAAAACUAAUGGUGUGAAUCACAUAGUUCCUGCUAUUCACAGACCCCCUGUCCUUCAGGAUCCUGUCAUGUUUGUUGGAAUUGAUGUCACCCAUCCAUCGCCGGACCAAACCUCCAUCCCGUCCGUAGCAGCGGUUUCAGCAUCUCACGAUGCCAAAGCUUUUCAGUACAAUAUGAUCUGGCGACUACAGAAUCCACGUGAAGAAAUUGUCCGUGAUCUGAAGAAUAUCAUAAAAGAGCAAUUGGGGUUCUUCCAUAAGAAAACUGGAUACAAGCCUGAGAAAAUAAUUGUGUAUCGUGAUGGAGUAGGUGAAGGCAUGUUUCAACAGGUCUUGGCAGCAGAGUUAACCGCCAUCAGAGAAGCCUGCAAAGAAAUGCCAGGGGAAGAUUACAAGCCUGGUAUUACAUUUUUGGUUGUCCAAAAGCGCCACCAUGUCCGUUUUUUCCCAAGACAGGAUAUUGCAGAUCAGAAAACUGGAAAUGUGCCACCAGGCACGAUCGUAGAUACAGAUAUCACUCACCCAAGAGAACUAGAUUUCUACUUGGUGUCUCAUGCAAGUUUGCAGGGUACAGCCAGACCCACAAAAUACCACAGACUUUGGGAUGAUAAUGAUAUUCUCGAGGAUGAAUUGGAGAAGUUGACGUAUUAUUUGUGCUACUUGUUCACUCGUUGCACUCGCUCAGUUUCGUACCCAGCGCCUACAUACUAUGCUCAUCUUGCAGCCUUCAGAGCUAGAGCAUAUUUAGAGAACAACCCAUUUCGUCUGCAGGAAUUAGAGGAGUUCGCAAAAAAGAACAAGAUAGAGGAAAACUUUUUGAUGGCGUCACCAAUGUUCUUCGUCUAAAUAUUACCUCUGACUUCAACUUUAUCCCAAAA